Molecule: messenger RNA, 672 nt
Organism: Zychaea mexicana
Lineage: Eukaryota; Fungi; Mucoromycota; Mucoromycetes; Mucorales; Lichtheimiaceae
Exons: 8
Coding region: 144-548 (134 amino acids)
Biological process (GO): vesicle-mediated transport
Cellular component (GO): membrane
Source: RefSeq, a predicted model, not a curated record
GGGGGACCCUUUGUGUUGCCGAGAACCUUGGCUCUUGCUUUCUUCUUUCUUUCUCUCUCUCUCUCUCUCUCCCUCUCUUUUCAUUCUUCUUCUUUGUACAAUCUGCAAUACAUUUGCACAGAUACUCUAAACUGUAAUCGGACAUGGGUUUCUUUGACGAAUUUGCUUCAAGAAACUUUUCGCUUUACGCGCAAUGGUUGGGUCUCAUCUCUUUGAUUUGUAACAAUCCUAUCUUUGCUAUUAUUGGAUGGGUGUUUGCAUUCGUUCUGGUCUUUGUUGAGAUCCCAUUAUGUACAAAGUUCUGCCCUACCAGCCCCAAGUUUGAUAACUUUGUUGCCAAGUUUGAAAACUCGUACUUGAGAGGAGCCAUGUACCUGAUUAUGGCCAUCGUCAUGUUCCUUUCCACCCUCAUCAACGAAACUGCAUUAAUUGCACCAGCAGUCACUCUGCUGUUGACCUUUAUUUCUUAUGCUAUUGCGGGUCUGAAGCAACAGCCUCAUGCUAGCUCCAAGAUGCUUGGUGGCACUGGUGUCGAUAAUGUCGUAUAAUUCUCCCGCUUGUUUUUUGAGCUACAAUGUACAGAAACCUCUCUCUCUUUUCCCCGCUUAUUAUAAAUCGCUUUAAAUGAUGUAGUACAAUACAUGCAACUUGAGCCCCGUCAUCUUUUAUACG